AAGUAGUAGGAAAAGAUUUUGCUUUACAAAAUGAAAGUAUGAAAAUUACAAAUACUUUACGUUAUUGUGCUGAUCAUCUUAAAGGUUGUUCUUAUUUUGCUACAAAACAUUCAUCUGAACAAAUACAAAAUAUUAUCAAUUUGGCUAUAUCUUCAACCUCAAAAAAAUGUGUAGCAGUGUUUUAUGCAAAAAAUGACAAUGAUGAUAAUUCAAUUUCAACAACAUUAACUCAUUUCACUAAUUUAUUAUUUGCCUCUAAUGAUACUUUAUCUUUUUUAAAAAAACAAACAAUGUUAUCACAAUAUGUUGGUCAACUACUUAAUACUUCUGAAGUUUCUAAAUUUGAAUGCCUUGUAUUUUGA
Molecule: messenger RNA, 362 nt
Organism: Cetraspora pellucida
Lineage: Eukaryota; Fungi; Glomeromycota; Glomeromycetes; Diversisporales; Gigasporaceae
Source: the annotation of a GenBank genome assembly